AUGAGCUGCGCGGGGGCGGCGGCGGUUCGCUCCCUGUGGCGGCUGCGCACGGGCGCCCUGCGGCCUCUCCCAGCUUAUGGAAGAAGAAUCAGUGUCAGAUUUUACAGUUCAGGAAUGACCUUAGACAAUAUCAAUUGGGCAGCUGUGGAUCGAAUAAUCCGGGUGGAUCAUGCAGGUGAAUAUGGAGCGAACCGAAUCUACGCAGGGCAGAUGGCCGUCCUGGGUCGGACAAGUGUGGGGCCAGUCAUUCAGAAAAUGUGGGAUCAAGAAAAGGACCACUUGAAAAAGUUCAACGAGUUGAUGGUUGCAUUUAGGGUGCGGCCCACCAUUCUGAUGCCCUUCUGGAACGUGGUGGGGUUUGCACUGGGUGCGGGAACCGCCCUGCUUGGGAAGGAGGGAGCAAUGGCCUGCACUGUGGCUGUGGAAGAGUCUAUAGCACAUCACUACAACAACCAGAUCAGGACGUUGAUGGAGGAGGAUCCUGAAAAAUAUGAGGAACUUCUUCAGGUGAUAAGGAAAUUUCGGGAUGAAGAGCUCGAGCACCAUGACAUAGGCCUUGAACAUGACGCACAGCUGGCUCCAGCAUAUGCUGUUUUGAAGAGCGUUAUCCAGGCCGGAUGCCGUGUGGCAAUAUAUUUAUCAGAAAGGUUUUAA
Messenger RNA from Puma concolor (puma), 654 nucleotides. It is a transcript of the gene COQ7, whose product is annotated as coenzyme Q7, hydroxylase. Gene Ontology annotation, biological process: ubiquinone biosynthetic process; determination of adult lifespan; regulation of gene expression. The record is from RefSeq and is a predicted model, not a curated record. Gene Ontology annotation, molecular function: 3-demethoxyubiquinol 3-hydroxylase activity. NCBI's taxonomy places the organism in Eukaryota, Metazoa, Chordata, Mammalia, Carnivora, Felidae. Gene Ontology annotation, cellular component: mitochondrial inner membrane; nucleus.